Messenger RNA from Tachysurus fulvidraco (yellow catfish), 3464 nucleotides. Its product is annotated as E-selectin-like. Bases 1 to 840 code for a protein of 279 amino acids. Lineage: Eukaryota; Metazoa; Chordata; Actinopteri; Siluriformes; Bagridae. The record is from RefSeq and is a predicted model, not a curated record. The transcript has 7 exons.
AUGGUUUGGGGUUACAUUGAGUAUGGGGGCGUGCGAGAGAUCUGCAGAGUAGAUGGCAACAUCAACAGCCUGAGGUAUCAAGACAUUCUUGCUGCCCAUUACAUACCACAGGAGAGGGACAUAGUGGGCACACCAGAGCACUACAGAGCGCACCACCGGAUUAUCCCUGCAUUGCUCCGCAGAGUGAAUGCCAGUGAGAGAUAUGUCACGGUUUAUCAGUACAUGAAUUGGACUGAAGCUCAGGGAUACUGCAGACAACAUUACACAGACCUGGCCAUUGUGAGGAAUGAGACUGAGAACCAGGAGAUUAAAUCAGUGUUUAAUAAUGCGUAUUAUUCCAUGUUUUGGAUCGGCCUGUACAGAACCAGAUCUUGGUCAGAUAAAAGCAACUCUUCAUUCAGCAACUGGAAACCUGGACAACCAGAUAAUUACAGACAGAAUGAAUCCUGUACUGCUGUGUCAUUUAAUGAUUCUGGGAAAUGGACAGAUGAAAAAUGUAGCCAAGUUUUUCCAUUCCUUUGUUACAGCACAAUGCCAUCAUUACCCUCUCAUCAGUAUCACUUUGUGAAUGAGAAUAAGACCUGGACUGAAGCACAGAGAUACUGCAGAGAGAAUUACACUGACCUGGCUACUAUUGAUAACAUGGAGGAAAUGAACACACUCCUUAACACAGUAAAUGGCAGCUACUCAGGUUUAGCCUGGAUUGGACUGUAUGAUUAUGAGGACAGCUGGAGAUGGUCUCUGGAUGAUGAUGCUUUCUACCAGGAGGGAGAGAGAGACUUCAGAGGAUGGGAACAUCAACCUGAUGACUAUAAUGGAAAAGAGCGUGUAUUUCCAUGAACAACAAAUGGUUUGACAGUCUUGUAAUGACAGAAAUCUAUUUGUUAUAAUGGUAAGAAUGAUAAACUGUGUGUGGGGAGAUUUGUGCAGUGUUUAAAGUUGCUGUUACAAACCCUUUUUGUACAUUAUAUCUAACCUCAUAUCCCCCUUGGAACCAGAGGAAACAGGUGAAAAUGGAUCAGACGGCGGAAGGACGGUCCUAACCACAUACUCUGCGCCAGUUCCGGAGAACGGCUCACCUUGCACAUUCUCUCUAUCAGUUAUAUCAGGACUAGAAAUGCCUUCCGCACCAACUAACACCGAGUCUCAAUCCGAAGCAACCAGAAUUUUUAAUUCAAGCAAAUGAUUCCACACAACAUCCUUAAUCUCUUUCUUAAGCGAUUGUCUCACUACCGGAAUUUGGAAAUGACUUGCAAUGGCUAGUAAAUCAUCCUUUCUACAUUUGUCAAAUAGCCCCACCGUGGGGUUAUCAACAAAAGGUUUUUAAAUCAAACGAAGUCAUGAUUACUACUCCUAUCCAACAAACAGCAACCCACAACUUUUCUAACACUCCCCAAACUGUACCAUCACAUGAUUUCCAGUACAUGAACAGUGCUUAAUUGUUCGGGACCAGCUGUUAUUUAUUAUUGAUCCCGGACGAGCCCCCACUAAUGUUACAAAUCCUUUUUGUAUGUGCCUAGGGGUCAAGGGUGCAACAUUAAAACACUGAACGUGUCCUUGAAAUAAGUACUAACUAGAAACCACCAAGUCCACAUAUAUACAUUAUAAUGUUUACAAAACUAUGUACAGUCGAGAAACAAACCCCAAAAUAAUUCACAUCAAAACAGGGACAAGAGAAAAGAACAAGACCGUGCCAACUCAGGGAAAGAAACAAAACAAAACAAUCUUACUAAACCGGAAACAAAACUUCUAAUCUAACUCAGUCACGAUAAACCAUACGUUAAACGAAAAGAAACAUCUUCAGCGGGCAAGACGCCCUAACUACAUUACACUUACUAGAAACAAAAAUACAAGGGGUGGCACGUGUCACUAACCUAGUGUUCUAAACAAGUAGCUGUGGCUCAGUGUUGCAUAUGUACAUCACGUGAUGUCUUACCUGUUCUAUCUCUUUCCCCGUUUAUGGUGUGAUUUGAUAUUUAAUCAGCCAGAUAACAGUCGGUAGGAAACAUCAGAGAGACAGGACCAGAAUGAGGCAUGGAACACUGAUACAGCACAGAACACAGACUUAACCAACAAAUUAACACAAGGAUGGUACAGGACAAAACAAAAACCACACGAGUCAACCACCAGACAAACAAAAGACGCCGCGUGCCAGAGAACUCCCGCCUCCUGCACAGGUGUGCCUUUUAAAUCCCACGUAGGGCGCCCCCAUUGGUGGAGCUGCACAUUGUCAUCACCAUGCAUCACGGUGAUUGGCAGACACACCCUGGCCUGUUAAAACAAAAGUGAGGGCAAAAGAGAAGGGAAGAAAAACAACAACAAUACGCCAUUCCAAAAAAACCGAACAAUAAUAUGGGGACGUAACAGUUGCUAUUAUAGCUGAUAUUGGCUUAUGAAUAUUAAUAAAAACACAUAAUUUGCCUAUAGGUGACUAUAACAAUGUUUUCAAUCUUAGGUACAAACAUAUAUGGUAAGAUUUAUAACAGCAUGACCUGGGAAGAUGCUCAGAGACUCUGCAGAGAAAAUUACAUAGACCUGGCCAGUGUGAGGAACAAGAAUGAACUUAAGCAGAUACGGAAUAUCAUGUAUGUCUAUGAGGUAUGGAUAGGUCUGUAUAGGAACCGAUUAUGGUCAGAUCAGAGCAACUCAAACUUUACAUAUUGGAGACCAGCAUUUCCAGCACUAGGACCAGAACCUGAUAAUGGUUUGAAUGUAUACUGUAUGAUCAAUAUGGAAAUCAACACUGCACAGCUGUGGAUCAUUCAGGCCGAUGGACAGAUGAAAACUGUUCAGACCGCUUACCUUUCUUCUGCUACACUGAAUUUACUCCAGCUGCUGUUAUGGGAGUGCGACUAAAAACCAGAUCUAAUGACAAUCUCUUAUACUCUGAGGUUGCAGGAUCUGUGCUGAUGGCACUUUAAGAACGAGUUAGCAGACUGGGACUUUCAAAGAACUGCACUGUGACUGUGAGACGCAUCCAUAAGAUCGAUCCAUGAGGGAGAAAGUCCACAUUCAUGCUCAGAUUAAAAAUAUGUUUAUGUUCCAGAUUUUUCUUCAUUUAUUCAAUCAUUCAAUCCAGAAGCAUUCAGGAAUGCUGUAGAGAUCUGUUCAUACAAAAAUACACAUCAUAUGCUACUUAUUUUAUCACAAGUAUUUUAUAAAUACUUUACAAUUCAUUUAAACACUCACACUACUGUAACUAAUAUAUUUACAGAUCUCAAAAGCUUCUUAAUGCCUUCUGGAUUUGACAAUAAUAAUGAAUUUAAUUAUAAUAUUCUAAUUAGUAAAUGAGUGUGAUUUACAUGUAAUCUUAUAUUUGGUGUUUUGGAAUUAAAUUUAUACUCGUAUAUUGUUUUUCCUCAAAUUAAUUUUAACCAAACUUGAUGUAUUACAUUUCCUGAUUUGCUCCAAUCACUUUGUUAACAGUUGCCUGUUUUAGGAACACUACAAGACUAUUUAGUAAU